AUAUUACCAGAACCCUAAUUUUAUGCGGUCUAUUAGAAAAAUUAAAAAAACUCUUUUAUUAUACAUAUACAAAUCAAAUGGCGUAUUGAAAUAUAUCCAAGUGAAGAAGAAGAUGAGCUGCUCUUAUCUAUUUACUGGAGACGCUUCCGUCGCCUCGCGACGGUGGAAUGAUGUUUCUUUCCGGCAGCGUGUAUUUCUCCCACGGCAAUCACUCCGGCAACCGCUUCCGUCGCUUUCCCAGUUCCCUCCAUUAGUUGCCACUGCUAAUGACAACUUUACUAAUCAAUCGCUAUCGCUCGGGAUGUUUGCCGGAGACAUGGGCGGCAACAAUGAUAAUGGAAAUGGCUCCGGCGGAGACGACGGUUGGUGGUUUAACGGUGGCGAUAAUUCUGAUGACCCUUCUCACCGUUUUAGAUUUAUCUGCUUGCUGUUCUUGGUCUUGUCCUGCUUCUUCCAGUCACAAUUAUCAGCAGCCGCUUUCGCCAAAGCUCCCGAGUCGGAAAGUAGCGGAGAUACAGAGAAAGACACGGCUUUUUGGGAAGUGAGAGGAAGCAAAAGGAAGCGACUUGUCCCUGAUUACUUCAAAGAUGAGUUCGUCUCUCAAGAAUCUUCCUUCGAGUUAUCAUCUUCUCUCACUCCUCAGAAUCUCCUUGCCCAAUGUAGAAACCUUCUGAUUCAGUUCCUCCUCCCCGAAGGUUACCCUAACAGCGUCACCUCCGACUACCUUGACUACUCUCUCUGGAGAGGCGUUCAAGGAAUCGCUAGCCAAAUCAGCGCCGUUCUCGCCACUCAGUCUUUGCUUUAUGCAGUUGGGUUGGGUAAAGGAGCGAUCCCUACUGCUGCAGCGAUCAAUUGGGUGCUUAAAGAUGGAAUUGGGUAUCUCAGUAAGAUUAUGUUAUCCAAAUACGGACGCCAUUUCGAUGUUCAUCCCAAAGGAUGGAGACUCUUUGCUGAUCUUCUUGAAAACGCUGCUUUUGGUAUGGAAAUGCUUACACCGCUCUUCCCUCAGUUCUUUGUCAUGAUUGGUGCUGCCGCCGGUGCUGGCCGCUCUGCUGCUGCAUUGAUCCAGGCUGCUACUAAAAGUUGCUUUAAUGCUGGCUUUGCUUCUCAAAGGAACUUUGCUGAGGUAAUUGCCAAAGGUGAAGCUCAAGGAAUGGUGAGCAAGUCAAUGGGUAUCCUGCUUGGAAUUGUUGUUGCCAAUAGCAUUGGAACCUCAACAAGUCUUGCACUUGCUGCAUUUUGUGUUGUGACAUCGAUCCAUAUGUAUACCAAUUUCAAAUCUUACCAGUGCAUCCAACUCCGGACUCUAAACCCAUAUCGUGCAAGUUUGGUUUUUAGUGAAUAUCUCAUCAGUGGCCAAGCUCCUCUAGUCAAGGAGGUCAACUACGAAGAACCAGUCUUCCCAGCUGUUCGGUUUAUAAACUUAAAAUCUCCUAAAAAGCUGCAAGAUUUCGUCUUAUCAUCAGAAGCAAAAACAGCAGCAGCAGACAUAGAGGAACGGCUUCAACUAGGUUCGAAGCUCAGCGAGGUUAUCCACAACAAGGAAGAAGCAAUAGCACUCUUUAAUCUGUAUCGCGAUGAAGGCUACAUCCUUACAGAACACAGAGGCAGAUUCUGCGUGAUGCUCAAGGAAAGCUCGUCGCCACAAGACAUGCUCAGGUCGUUGUUUCAAGUGAACUACCUCUACUGGCUAGAGAAGAACGCUGGAAUCGAAGCCACAAACACUUACUCAGACUGCAAACCGGGUGGUCGGCUUCACAUUUCUUUAGAUUAUGUGCGAAGAGAGUUCGAACUCGCCAAAGAAGACAGUGAAUCAGUGGGUUGGGUCACCGAAGGACUGAUAGCUAGACCUCUACCGACCAGAAUCCGUCUAGGUUAUGAUAGUGAACCCUCAUCUUCUUCUCCUUCCAGUUCAUAAACUCAGAAGAAAACUAGGGCCAAUGGACUGUGUAGUAGAUUCUGUUUCCCAUUCGGUAUAGAAUAGAUACAUUGUCUCUUUUUGGAGCUUUACAUCUCUGUCACAUCAGAUCAAGCUUUUACACAAUCUGUU
Brassica oleracea var. oleracea is the source of this 2050-nucleotide messenger RNA. Its product is annotated as protein root UVB sensitive 1, chloroplastic. The transcript has 7 exons. Bases 23 to 1918 code for a protein of 631 amino acids. Gene Ontology annotation, biological process: response to UV-B; developmental process. Lineage: Eukaryota; Viridiplantae; Streptophyta; Magnoliopsida; Brassicales; Brassicaceae. The record is from RefSeq and is a predicted model, not a curated record. Gene Ontology annotation, cellular component: chloroplast envelope.